This is a messenger RNA of Vicia faba (fava bean), 438 nucleotides long. The record is from the annotation of a GenBank genome assembly. NCBI's taxonomy places the organism in Eukaryota, Viridiplantae, Streptophyta, Magnoliopsida, Fabales, Fabaceae.
AUGGGAUCGUCAUCGGCGUUCUUCGUCAUCUGCAUUCUCCACUCCAUCAUCGCCGUCACGAGUGGAGCUCUCAUGAUGUUCUACAUGAAAGAGGUCUACACCUUCGGCCACGGCGUUCAAACGGCGACCAAGCUUCUCGGAUCCACGCCGCACGAUCAGCUCCUCAUCAAGACCUCCGAUUCGUUCUCCGGUUUGCUGCUUGUGGCUAUUGGAUUUCUCAUUUUCAUGGUUUCGUUUGUUAAGGAUCGCGAUUUUCAACACUUGUUUGCUAAGGGGUGUGUUUUGUUGCAUGUGUUUAUGGCGUUGUGGAGGAUCUACUUUGAAAGGAAGGUGGAGGAUCUUGCUUGGGAUUGGCUUAGGCAAACUGUUGGUGAUGUUCUCUUGGCACUUUCUUGGGUUUUCUUCCUUAUUUACUCCUGGAGAGAGAAGUAUGAUUAG